GUGACACGUCGCGGUCACCUGACCAACGUAACCGAUGACGUGUAUUCCAACUAGCAUGUAACCAGGAAGACCGUACUCAAAUUUCAAGAUGUUAGCCGGAGUAAGUAGAAUUUUUAAUGUUUAUAUUUAAUCUCUUAUGUGAAAUAGUAAACCUGUGUUUCUCCUGUCUUGUUCUGUGACUCCGGAGCUGACAGAAAAGUCUGUUUGGACUGAAUGUUCCUAAAGCUGAACAUCUGUCUGUCGGGCUAAUGUUGCUAAGACGGGAGCUAACGUGUAAAGUUUGGGGUUUGUUGACAUUUGUGAGCUCUAAAAAGGCUCCAGAUUCACCAAAAAACAACAGAAACAUCCUAAUAAUCUUUAUCAAAGGGUUCAUUUUAGUGUAUUUACACUUUUCUGACAGACAGCUACACCGACUAAAGCUAAAAUAAUCGAAUCCUCAUCGGUCAGUGAUCGGAAAAAGGACAGUUUUCAGUUUUUUUUUCUCUUCUUUACAUAAAAUCAGCUUCACUUUUAUUAUUGUCCCGUGAUUCUUACACUAAACACCUCCGACUGUGACCGAAGAACCACAAAAAAGAGCCGGGGUGACUCUUUUAUGAGGCCAAAGGUCUAACCUGGGACCUCAGAUCUCUCUCUAUAGAUGAGGCUCCAGCAGAGACAUCUAUGUGGACUUUAAGGGUUUGACUGUCUGUCUGUCUGUCUGUCUGUCUGUCUGUCUGUCUGUGUCCUCCUCGUUUAUUCCUCAGGAUCCCAAUGAUGAGGACGUGUCUCUGUUUGAUGCAGAGGAGGAUUCAGGGAAAAGGUCCAAGAGCUCCAAGAUCAAGUAAGAAAACCGAAGAUGACUGAGUUCGUUAUUGAAAUAUCAAGAUAUUCAUGUUUAUUUCACUGUCUUUGUCUUUUUUUUUACCAUAUAGAACUUUGUUAAUCCUCCAGUUCAGGAAGAUCAGAGGAUUUUUUUUUUCGUGUAUGAGGAUUUCAUACUCUUGUGCUUUUACUGUCACUGUGCAAAACUGUUAAAAACUGACAUUUUUAUACAUUAAAAAAGCAUUAGAUUAAAUCUUAGUGCGGCGUGCUUUAAAGGGAUAUUCUGGCGUUAAAUUAAUUUAGUGUCAAACACACAGUAACACCGAGUUAGACCCCCCCUCCAGAGAUGAAUGUUGCCGACCGCUUGUUUCUCUAGUCAUACCAACUUUAGUAACGACCGCAGGAUAGCAAUACAGAGAGACACGCUCUCAACCAAAACACCACUCUAUAGCCACAAAUAAUGCUCAGAACAGCACCUAACUUCAUCAACAGGACAUAUAGGGUCACAGCCAUAGUACUAGACACCAAACAUCUUUUUAACUUUGACUCAUUUCUGUAGCAAAGAGAGUAAUACAUUAACAUUAACAGCUGUAGUUUAUUGCAAAUGGUCACGAUGUAAUAUCAGUUUCUUUGCUUUUUACUGUGCAGCUCUCUGUGCCACCAUUCCUCCUCUAUCAGCAGCAGUUUGAAAGCCGUAGAGUAAUGGCUGUUGUUGUCAGUUUGUCAAAUCGAGUUAUCAGAUGUGUCUAUCAUGACAUUAAAUGUGUUUCUAAUCUGUCUCCAGGCAUCCUGUGGCCUCCUUCUUCCACCUCUUCUUCAGAGUCACGGCUAUCCUGGUGUACCUGCUCUGUGAGUUCUUCAGUCCGGGGUUCAUCGGCUGCAUGGUCACAAUAAUCCUCCUGCUCUCCUGUGACUUCUGGGCAGUAAAGGUUUGUCCUUCACUUCUUUACAGGGUAAAUAUUCUCCAUCUUAAAACAGAAACUCCACGCUGACAUCAAUUUGACUGUAACAUGUACUUCUAGAACAUCACAGGUCGACUGAUGGUGGGUUUGAGGUGGUGGAACCAGGUGGAUGAUGACGGGCGCAGCCACUGGGUGUUUGAGUCGAGGAAGGUGAGGCGGUGCUCCUCAGCUUAUAUGAAGCUCGUGUUCUUCUGUGUUACAGUAACUGCUCUGUCCUACUCUGGGGUCUUUGACCUCGUAUGAUGCUGACCUCCUUCACUGUGUGGCGUUGAUAAAUGUACUUGUUUACUGUCAGCGAGCAUUAUAGGAUUUGCAGAUGUCCUCACUGUGAGAAUAUCCUGUUUGUUUUUUUCAGGGUACUGGGAAGCAGCAGUCGUCGGACUCGGAGUCCAGAAUCUUCUGGCUGGGGCUGAUCAUUUGUCCGGUCAUCUGGGUCAUCUUUGCCUUCAGCACCCUCUUCUCCUUUGAGAUUAAAUGGGUGGUAAGUCCUCAGCUGUAACUGAAAAAAACAAAAACGAACUGGUGUUAUUUUGCUUUUUCUCUCUGUCAGCAAAUCCCACGGGAAGACGAAAACAAUCAAAACGUGACUCUUUAAAUCAGGGAUGACGGCUCUUGUUUGUUUUGUUUCCUGCUGCUCCACUGUUUAUCAGAUGGUACUGAAACAGACGGGAAUAUGUGCCUCUCUGGACUGUUUCCAGCUUAUGAUAAAUCAGCAUUUGAAUUAAAUCAGCUUUCUCGGAAAAUGAGACGGCAGGAUGAGACGUCCGGGAUAAGACAGUCGUUUGGCUCUAAUUCAAAAAAAGAAAGAUAUUUACAUUUAUGUUAUUGUUUAAAACAUCAAGAAAAAACUCUAUCAUCAUCAAAAAGCUCUUAUAACCUGACUUAUUUUCAGUUUGGUACAGGGUAAUAUCUCUUUGUUCCGAACACACUCACUAACCUCGGAGGAUGACUGUCUGUUAGUCUGCAGUCCUGAGUUUUGGGCUUCUAAUGAUAAUCAGAAUCAUAUUAUAGAGUUCACAAAGUGCUUGAACAGACAUAAGAUGAUAGCAAGAACCCAGAUUUCUUUGGGUUAAAUGGCUCCCUCCCUGACAGAGGAAACAGUCCCGUGACGCCGGUUGUCAACCAGAUGAGUCGACGCAGAGUUUGACUAAGGCAGAGCGAAACAAGCCACACAGAGCAAACUAGGAUAUCAGAAAAAUAUGAAGAAGUUAAACACAUCCUACAUGUCUGUCUUUAAAUAUCUGCCAUCUUCCUCUCAGCCUGUCGUGAUCAUGGGUGUGGUGUUACAAGGGGCCAACCUCUACGGCUACGUGCGCUGUAAAGUGGGAGGAAAGACCAGCUUAAAGAACAUGGCCACUAACUACUUUGGACGACAGUUCCUCAAACAGGUGAGCAGAACUCAAAUGAAAGUGAAAUGAAAGGCUGGAAAACCUGUUUCUGAAAGUGUCUGAUUGUUUGUUUUUCAUUCACAGGCGAUGUCUAAAGAAGAGGAAUCGUAGAGAGCAGCUCUGCGAUUUUCACGUUUGCAUUAUUCUUAAUGCUGUUAUAAUAUAAACUGUAUAUUCUUUUACCAAGUGGAUACACAGAAAAAAAACAAAAACCUUUGCAACAUGAACUAAAGAUAACAGUGUUUUCCUUUUCUUUUUAAUGUAUUGUGUGUCUUAUUAUAAAAUAGUGUCUUUUUUUUAUUAGCUGUUCUAAUCAUUGAGGCCCAGCAGCUUAAUUCCGUUACCUGAUACUAACUUGUGAAUGCAUGAGGGACGGGAGGAUGUGAGGGUUUGUCUGUGAUAGAUCAUGUACCCCCACUACUCCAUUUGGUUGGUAUCUCCUUUAUUUUCUGUUUCUUUUGCCUUUAAUUCCAGUCUUUACUAAAUUAAACGAUGUAGUUUGGGAGAGUUAUCGUACGAAAUGUCUUGUUUGUAUAAUAGACGGGGCUGUAAAGUAAGAGUGUAAAGUAUGGUGGCAGAUCUGUAAAUAUGUAUUUAAAGACACGAUGUGAAAGGUGUUCUUUUGUGCUAAUAAAUUUGUAACAUUUUUCUGAAUGUUGUUUUUUUUUCUCUUGAAAAUAUAAUUAUUUUGAAAACAUGGACCCAGUAAAUAAAAAAAAGCACAAAGUGAAUCUGCUUUUUUGUGCAUUUGAGAAGAUUUAAAGGUUCGUACCACUGUUACCAAAUGUUGAAGACUUUAAAUAGAUAAGACACUGUAGAAGAUAAGAUUUAAAUAAUACAACAAUGAACCUAAUGAAUGGUAACUAUACGACUGACAUAAUUGUUCUAUUAAUUAGCCAGAUUUAGUCCCAGUCACAUUAAAAUGCUCAUUAUUUUAGGGGAGAAUUUGCCAUAAAUUACAUUUUUUGUGGGGUAAAAAACUACAACGGAGUACUUGGGCCACAUUAAAAAAAAAAAAAAAAGAAUAUUUUGAGAUUAAUUUACGAGAAUAAAGUCAUUACUAACGAGGAAAAAGUUGUAAUAAAGUAAUUACGUAUGAGAAUGAAAUCAGAUAAAAGUCCUUAUAUUGUAACCUGUUGUUAUAGAUGACAGAUGUUGACAUAAGAGCCAUGGAGCAUUUUGUGAAAAUGUACUUUAAUAUAUGUUUCUCAAACAAAGAGAUACUUAAUCUUUUAGCACAUCAGCACCACAUUAUCAUAAGCAUCAUAAUGAUUUUGUUAUGACUUUAUUCUCGUAACUAAUUAAUUUAUUAUGACUUUAUUCUUGUGAGAAGUGAUUUUAGUACGACUUUUUUCUCGUAAUUACUUUAUUACGACUUCGUUCCCGUUAGUAAUAACUUUAAUCUCGUAAAUUAACGUCUUUAAUCUCUAAAAUCUAUUUUUUUAUUCUUUAUGUGGCCCUAAUGUGGCCCUAAAAAUCUGCCGUUGAACUUGACGUUAAAUAGAUAUUUCCAUGUCUUAGUCCUUCUUUAGCUACAGCGACAAGCAGCGGUUUCUUUGGGUUACUGCAUCUAAACAUGUACCAACUUACCGUUUCUAAUAUUUUACUUGCAAGAUACAGUUUUUGUGAUGCACAAUAUCUUAACAUCUCUAUUUAGUAUGGUCACCGCCCUAAUUUUGACGUUUUAUCCCACACAUGUCGAUAUCAAACCGAUUUGUUUAAUUGUGCCACAACAAACAUGGCGGCUCUCUUGGUCCAAACUGAACGGACCUGGAAGUGAAGCCUCGCCUAGUCAAGCGUUACCUAGCAAC
This is a messenger RNA of Xyrichtys novacula (pearly razorfish), 4962 nucleotides long. NCBI's taxonomy places the organism in Eukaryota, Metazoa, Chordata, Actinopteri, Labriformes, Labridae. The record is from the annotation of a GenBank genome assembly.